This is a messenger RNA of Volvox carteri f. nagariensis, 387 nucleotides long. RefSeq lists its product as uncharacterized. Gene Ontology annotation, molecular function: protein binding. The record is from RefSeq and is a predicted model, not a curated record. The annotation marks the transcript as partial. NCBI's taxonomy places the organism in Eukaryota, Viridiplantae, Chlorophyta, Chlorophyceae, Chlamydomonadales, Volvocaceae. The transcript has 2 exons.
GGCACCAGUCGGCUACACUGCGAGCUGCGCGGCCACGACUCCUGGGUCAUAUGCUGCGCCUUCAGCACUGCCAAUACUUCCGGAUGUAUGUUGGUUUCCGCCGCAGACUGCAGCGUGCGUGUGUGGGACUGUGAGACGUCCGAGUGCGUGCGGGAGCUGCGGGGCCACACCGGCAGCGUGCGGGCUGUGGCGUGGGAGAGCGUCAAGUGGAACUACAUCGCGUCGGCGGGCAAUGACUACACGGUCCGGCUGUGGAACGUGGCGCGAGGAUCGCAGGUGGAUCUGUUCAAGGGCCACACGGACGUGAUCCGCGCCCUGGCCUUCAGCCCCGACGGCCUCAUCCUGGCCUCCUCCGCGGAGGACACCACCAUCCGACUCUACCACGUG